AUGGCGCCGCUCAACCUCCUCCCGGCCGUGCCGCUGCAGCACCCCUUCAGCGGCACCUUCGCCUACCCCGCCGAGGACUUCAUAGCGCUCGCCGAAGCGAACAUGAAGCCGCACCCGACCUUCUUCAACGCAGACGACAGGCGUCGGAUCAUCUACUGCGUGAACGCCUUCACAGGCCGCGCGCGCCUGUGGUAUUUUGAGUGGGCGCGGCGCAAGGCGGGCGACCACCAGCGGCCGGCCGACUGGUACAGCGUGUUCAAGGAGGACUUUUUGGAGCAGUUCUGCAUCCCCAAGAUCAAGACGCAUGACUGGCUCUUGCGCCAGCUCGUCCACGAGACUAGCGUCAGUAGCUAUGCCGAAAUGUUCCGCAAGACGGCCCUCGCAUGCCGCGAAGACGUCGAUAGCCAGUAUAAUCGCCUUUGGUGGGUUUAUGGGCUUCGUGGACCCCUGCAGGCCAAGAUCCUCGAUGUCUUCCCCCUCCUUGACACCUAUGCUGAGCUCGUCGAGGCCGCCGCAGACCAUGAACGCUUCAUGCUCGCUGGCGGCGAUGCGCCGAGGACGGGGCGUAAUGGAAUGCUUGCCGUCGUCUCCCUUCUCCUCGGCGGCGGCGACGAACUGACGGAUGCUGCGGGGUCAGCUGAGACGUUCAGGGACUGGCGAGCUGGCUUGUGGUUCGAGGAGGAAAACACUGGCUCUCUGCUCACAAGAGCAACGAAGCCGAUCCCGAGACAGAGCACUCGAAGGUCCUUUCCCGAGCGCUCGAACGAGACCGCAGGACCUCGUUAUCUCCAUGUUGCUGGGUGCGGCGUCGAAAAACACUCACAAGUCGUCCUCCUCCUUGUUGCCGGUGUUGAUCGAGGUGUCGUCCUUGGCGGCGGGGGGAGCGGCCUGCUCCUUCUUGUCGCCACCGCUGGAGGCAAGAGCAAUGCCGAUGGUCGAGAAGAUGGUGCCGAGGGCACUGCGGGUCAGCUUGCCAACUGGGAAGGGAGCUGGGCGAUGGGGGAAGGACUCCAAACAGCUUCGAGUUCACGUUUCACAGCCAAGAUAUUGACAUGA
Messenger RNA from Trichosporon asahii var. asahii CBS 2479, 1056 nucleotides. RefSeq lists its product as uncharacterized. Lineage: Eukaryota; Fungi; Basidiomycota; Tremellomycetes; Trichosporonales; Trichosporonaceae. The coding region runs from base 1 to 1056 and encodes 351 amino acids. The record is from RefSeq and is a predicted model, not a curated record. The transcript has 3 exons.